Trichoderma reesei QM6a is the source of this 1065-nucleotide messenger RNA. RefSeq lists its product as uncharacterized. The record is from RefSeq and is a predicted model, not a curated record. The coding region runs from base 1 to 1065 and encodes 354 amino acids. Lineage: Eukaryota; Fungi; Ascomycota; Sordariomycetes; Hypocreales; Hypocreaceae. The transcript has 2 exons.
AUGCUGCGUCUAGCUCUGCUCCCUCUCUUUACCGGAGCAGCCCUUGCGGCCACUGGCGAUGCCACCUUGACCAGCACGGGAUGUGCCGACUCCUCUGGCUUUGAGAGCUGUCAAAAGCAAGCCAAUGACAAGCUCAGCUCAUGCAUUGCCCAGGCCAAAAAGGACAACAGCCAGCAGGAAAUCCUGGCUUGCGGCUGUCAGAACUACGUCGACAAUUACAACUGCUAUUCUGCUUCUUGCUGGAACCGCGUCUGGGAGUGUGAGUAUCAGGAAUACAUCAUCGACUACUUCCUCAACUGCCCCAUCGCGAAGCUGCCUGUGCCCUAUUUCCCUGCGCCUAACAAGGCUCCCGAUGCGUGCUCUUGCAACGUCGGCAAGGUCUUCCUCGCAAUUCAAGAUGCCAUACAGGAGACGGCGACAUGCUCCAACAAUGCCGACUCGGAAGACGCCAGCAGCAAUCUGCAGCGGAUCCAAGGGUGCGACUGCUGUGAGAUUAGCGGUGCCCUCUCAAGUCUUUACAAUAUCUGUCCCGACACCGAUCCCAAACUCAUCGGACUCUCAACUGUCUCUCAGCUUCAGUCACAGCUCAACACUGACUUCGACUCAUGCGGUUCCUAUAUGGAUACGUACGACUGCGUCAAUGAUCUGGGGUACUCACUUGAUGGAGUCAGCAAGUAUUACAAGCCGACGGAUAGCGUGCCGAGUGGAACGGCGACGCUCAGCAAUGCGGCUGGAACCGUGACGGCACCUGCUAGCGGCACUGUCUUUUCCUAUACCAACGGAGGCGAUGGCACCGUUUAUACGAUUACCGCUAUUGGCCAUGCGUCGGGUUCGGGUUCAGGUUCAGGUUCUGGGUCUGAAUCUGGAGGAUCUGACGGCUCAGACUCAAGCGGUUCACAGAUUACCGGCUCCAGCGGCGCAGCCGCGCUGACUGCAACUUCGCAAGGAAGCGCCACCGCCGCGAGUCCAACCAAGACCGGAUCCAAGAGCGGUGCUGGUGUGGCUGCUGCAAGCCUCUUUCUGGUAGCAGUGGCAAUGGUCGUGCCCCUGGUCGCUUGUUUCUAG